Messenger RNA from Oreochromis aureus, 638 nucleotides. RefSeq names its product histone H3. The transcript has a single exon. NCBI's taxonomy places the organism in Eukaryota, Metazoa, Chordata, Actinopteri, Cichliformes, Cichlidae. Gene Ontology annotation, molecular function: DNA binding; structural constituent of chromatin; protein heterodimerization activity. The coding region runs from base 37 to 447 and encodes 136 amino acids. Gene Ontology annotation, cellular component: nucleosome. The record is from RefSeq and is a predicted model, not a curated record.
UCUGCUGUUAGCACAGGGAAAGCAAAGAGAGAAAGAAUGGCAAGAACCAAGCAGACCGCUCGCAAGUCUACUGGCGGCAAAGCUCCCAGGAAGCAGCUGGCCACCAAGGCCGCUCGUAAGAGCGCCCCGGCCACCGGAGGCGUCAAGAAGCCUCACCGUUAUAGGCCCGGUACCGUGGCUCUGCGUGAGAUCCGCCGUUACCAGAAAUCCACCGAGCUGCUGAUCCGCAAGCUGCCCUUCCAGCGCCUGGUCCGCGAGAUCGCCCAGGACUUCAAGACCGACCUGCGCUUCCAGAGCUCUGCUGUCAUGGCUCUGCAGGAGGCCAGCGAGGCUUACCUGGUCGGACUCUUCGAGGACACCAACCUGUGCGCCAUCCACGCCAAGAGGGUCACCAUCAUGCCCAAAGACAUCCAGCUGGCUCGUCGCAUCCGCGGAGAGAGAGCUUAAGCUACACGCUCUCCUACAAACAACGGCUCUUUUCAGAGCCACCUCACUCACACCAAGAGCUCGCUCCUUUCUUACUGUUAUAUCAAUAUUAUUCUCUACAAACUACAGUCGGCAUCAACAUUGAAUUCACCUAUUUCAGUUACCAAACUCUGAAUUAAUUUGUAGCAUGAACUGUUGCAUUCAUAAACGCC